Messenger RNA from Emericellopsis atlantica, 2355 nucleotides. RefSeq names its product Smg-4/UPF3 family-domain-containing protein. The record is from RefSeq and is a predicted model, not a curated record. Gene Ontology annotation, cellular component: nucleolus; cytoplasm. The transcript is spliced from 3 exons. Bases 234 to 2078 code for a protein of 614 amino acids. Gene Ontology annotation, biological process: positive regulation of translation; nuclear-transcribed mRNA catabolic process, nonsense-mediated decay. Gene Ontology annotation, molecular function: mRNA binding. NCBI's taxonomy places the organism in Eukaryota, Fungi, Ascomycota, Sordariomycetes, Hypocreales, Bionectriaceae.
AAUGAAUCUUAUGGUCACUAGCUCUGUACCUCACCUCUUUCAGGUGGCUGUUAUCGUCACCAAAACGAAUCACUGUCUCUGCUGUGACACGUGACAUCCUCAUUCCUGACUUCAUCGAGACCUGGUGGGGCCUCAAUUGAGCUGCCAUCGCCGUCCGUUGCGUCUUGAACUGAUACAUCAAACGGAACACGUUCCUUGUCAUUGAGGCAUCCCUAGGUCGCUGCUCGUCCAGCAUGUCGGGCGCCACGCCUCAACCAUCCUCUCGAAGGGGGAAAGCCGGACGUCAUCGCUCUGCUAACUUUUCAAGGGGAAAGGACGGCGCAGCCAACAAGCCCAACAGUACUGCAAGGCAAAGCGACAAGUCCAGUGAGCCUAAUGGCAAACCAGAGGGCCAGAAACCCGCCAAGUCCAAGGCUCAGAAUGAUGGCGAGAAGCUGGUAGUGAGACGCCUGCCGCCAGGCAUGACCGAGGAGGAGUUUGUGACCAUUCUUGGGCCCGAAUGGGAGGUCGACAAGGGCAAGGUCGACUGGUUCGACUUUGUGGCGGGCGGUAUCUCCAAAGAUCUGUCGAAGCCUCCGACGCCAGGUCGUGCGUACCUCCAUCUCAUGCGCAAGGAUGAUAUCAUGCCACUCAACGACGCUGUGCGCUCCAAGACCUGGGAAGAUGUUAAGAACACCUUUACCAACACUUCACUGGUCGGGCCACCGACUGUCGAGUUCUGCCUCUACAAAAAGGUCCCUGGUGCAAAGAAGCGUGUCGACUCGCGACAGGGUACCAUUGAUCAGGAUCCCGAGUUCCAGGCCUUCCUUGAAUCCCUCGCCAACCCGGUCCAGACUAAGGACGUGGAGGCAGAGUUUGAGGAAUCCGAUAAGACAGAUGCCAAGGUCACUUCGACACCGCUGGUGGAAUUUCUCAAGGAGAAGAAGGCCAAGAGCAAGGAAAAUGCCAAGAAAAACGCUAAGGGCGAAGGAAAAGGCAAAGGAGCUGCCAAGGAUGACGACCAACCUAAGAAGAAGGGCAAGGCCAACAAGGACGACAAAGCCGAAGCAUCCAAGGAGCCGGUCAAGAUUCUGACCAAGAAGGCUGCCAGUGAGCAGGCCGCGGAAGCUGCCAAGGCGGCUGCCGGCCAAAUCAACGGCGCUGGCAACAAUGAUGGACCCAAGAGUCGCCGCGCUGGCAUUGCUGCGGCCGCUCGUCUGCUCCAACGCGACCUAGGCCUGAGUCCGGGUAGUGCCCAUAGGAAGGCGCGUCAGGAGGCAGCCAAGGCUGGCGGCGACACCAAGUCCGACACCAAGACUGAGGCUGCCGACAGCAGCGCCAGCGUGGGUGCCAAGGCGACGGCUGCAAACCGGCCUGCCUCGCCUGCCCCUUCAGACGGCGGCGCCAGCAAGAGCAGCAAUGCUGCUGGAAGCAAGUCGCAGCAGAAUCGCAGAACCCGUGGGGCCAAGGGCAAGGCGACGGAACCGCAAGCCACGUUGACGCCGGCCAACCCGCCCAUGAUCCUCAAGAAAAAGCCAGACGGAGCGGCUGCUCCUGCUGAACCACAACCCGAGACACCCAGUGAGGGUUCCAAUGGGCCCGCCAAACAUCCAGCCGCAGCGACCAAGGCGAAUGGUUCCAAGGCCUCGCAGCAACGCAAAGCGGCGCCUGCGAGUGGGCAAGAGUCCACCCGGGCCUUUGUCAAGCACGCAAACCCGUCCCAGGGCGUGACAGACGCCGCCCUCAAGCAGAGUCUGGAGGCAUUUGGACCCGUGACUUUCGUCGAGAUGGACAAGCGCAAGGGAUUCGCCUACGUCGAUUUCGCCGAUCGUGAAAGUCUGGCCAAGGCCAUCGCCGGUAGCCCCGUUGCCGUGGGCCAGGGCACUGUGCAGGUGUUGGAGCGCAAGGAGAAGAAGCCCCAGAACCAGCAACAGGGUACCCCGGCGGCGGAGGGGAGUGCUCCCAAGGCCGACAAGCCCCAGGGACGUGGUCGACGAGGGCGCGGCGGCGGCGGCAACAAGAACGCUGCUAGCGAGAAGGCGGCGCCCGCCGCAGGUGACGCCUCGUCGGCUGCUGCUCCAGCAGGGAAUGGGGGAUGAGGCUGAAGGUCAAGGGUGACAACAGAGUCUACCUGAAUAGCAUCACUAGCGAAGCGCGCCUUGCAGUGUGCAGCUGUCAUAUGCUGGCACUCACCUCCGACACCAAGCCCGCACAACCGGCAACGGUGAUCUGGCCGAUCGCCAUCACCACGAGGGCGCGUCGACAGGACUCGGCGAGUGAUCAGCACGUUCCUGAAAGACGCCGACGCUACUUUGUAGCAGAGAGGUGUCAUUGUGCGUUGGAGCUUGGUCGGGAGGUAUGGGAUAGACGAGGAAA